Messenger RNA from Coniosporium apollinis CBS 100218, 1758 nucleotides. RefSeq lists its product as uncharacterized. The record is from RefSeq and is a predicted model, not a curated record. The transcript has 3 exons. The coding region runs from base 1 to 1758 and encodes 585 amino acids. Lineage: Eukaryota; Fungi; Ascomycota; Dothideomycetes.
AUGGCAACAACGGCAAAAUCCCGCCUCUCCUCCCUCGUCGCCCACUUCAUCCCGACCUCCGCCUCUCCCUCCCCCGACGCACCCUCGACCUCGCGCCCCUCAUGGCAAAACUACACCCACACCCUCUCCCCGACCUACUUCCUCCCCCGCGCCGCCGCCAUCGAGCCCGCCGCGCUAGCAAUCUACCACGUGACCGCGAACAAAAAGAUCCUGCGCCGCAGCUACGGCGAGGCGGCCGACCGCGCGCGGGGCUUCGCGUACUUUUUGCUCAAACGCGGCUACAAGAGGGUCGGUAUACUGGCGCCCAACACGCCUGCGUUCUUGGAAGCCAUGUUCGGCAUCGGCGCCGCGGGAGCGGUGAGCGUGGCGAUCAACUAUAGGCUCAAGACGGGCGAUAUUGCGUAUAUCUUCGAGCACGCGGAGGCGGACUUGGUCGUGGUGGAUGCCGAGUACGCGCACUUGCUGGAGGACUACAAGAAGGCGAAUCCCAGUGUGCCGGUUAUCGUGGAUACGGACACGGAUGCCGUGGAGGGGGAGCUGAGUGGGCCGUUUGACGAGGCGGUUACGGAGGGGUUGCGGUGGGAUAGGGAGAAUGGGGGGAAGGGUUGGAGUGGGCUGGUCACGAGCGUGGGGGAUGAGAAUGGGAUUAUCAGCCUGGCGUAUACGAGCGGCACGACGGCGAGGCCCAAGGGAGUGGAGUAUACGCAUAGGGGCGUGUAUCUUGCGGCGCUGGGGAACGUGAUUGAAUCGAGCUUGAAUCCGCCGACGGGGAGGUGUCGGUAUUUGUGGACGUUGCCCAUGUUUCAUGCGACGGGUUGGACGUUCCACUGGGCGGUUACUGCUGUCCGCGGGACGCAUUACUGCCUCCGAAAGAUCGACUAUCCGGAAAUCUGGCGGUUGCUGAAGGAGGAGAAAAUCACGCACUACAACGCAGCGCCGACAGUGAACACGCUGCUUUGCACGGCAAAGGAGGCUGAGAAGCUCCCCGUACCAGUGAGAGUUACUGUAGCCGCUAGCCCACCGACACCGCAUCUGUUCGAGCAGAUGACCAAUCUGAAUCUACAUCCCAUCCAUACGUACGGCCUUACUGAGACGUACGGGCCGAUCACAAAGGGCUACAUCUUGCCCGAGUGGGAUGAGAUACCAGAAAAGGAGAAGUACAAGAAGAUGGCGCGGCAAGGCCACGGCUUCGUCACCAGUGAGGCAGUCCGGGUGGUAAAGACCGACCAGCCAGACGGCGUGAUCAUCGACGUUGAGAGGGACGGAAAGGAGAUUGGUGAGAUUGUCUUCAGCGGCAAUAUCUGCGCCAAGGGCUACUACAACGACCCGGAGGCGACACGAAAGCUGUGGCUUGGAGGCGUGAAUCAUUCUGGCGAUUUGGCUGUGUGGCAUCCAGACGGCGCGGUACAGAUCAUGGACCGCGCGAAGGACAUCAUCAUCAGCGGUGGCGAGAACAUUUCGUCAGUCGCGCUGGAGGCGAUGCUGGCAACUCAUCCGGACAUCCUGGAGUGCGGUGUCGUGGCGGUAGCAGACUCCCACUGGGGCGAAAGGCCCAAGGCCUUCAUCACGAUCGCUCAAGGAAAGACUGUGAAGGGAGAAGACGUGAUAGACUGGGCGAAACACCAGAGUGCGAUAAGCAAGUUCAUGGUGCCGAGAGAAGUCGAGAUUGUGGAUGAGCUGCCCAAGACUUCGACAGGAAAAGUGAAGAAGAACAUCCUGCGAGAAUGGGCAAAGGGCGCGGAUAGAAGCGAUAAGUAG